UCGUUUACCUUUUUACACUUUAAUGUUGCAGCCAAUACCCUUAUAGUUGUACCCUUAAGGGUACUAUAUAAUUUGUAUUUGCCUUUCUUGUCUUUUUUCUUACUACGAUUUUUGACAAUUUAACAUGCGUGUGAGUUAAGUCAUUUCACGUUAAACGACACUACAAGCUUAGUUUCCCUUGUUUCUAAAUUCUCACUGAGCAUGAAAUUGCAUGAUGAGUUUAUUGUGGAGUUCUUCCACUCUUUUAUGUCGAUAUUUAAAAUUCUGUUGUCAUUCAAGUAGAGGCUGUUGAUCUUUUUCUUCGUAUCCUUUCCCCAAAACUGGUCUAUAUGUUAACACAGCAUCUGAGUCUCUGCCUGUGUAUUUUGGGUAGAGUUGCAGCUUUCUCUUUGUGUCUCUGUCCUUGGUGCUGAACCUCGCUGUUGCUCUUGAUGUAUUUUCAGCAGCAACAUACCUCUGUGUUGUAUUUUUUCACAUUUUCAGCAUUUUAGAUUAAUUUCACUUAUGAAUUUGAGACAUUUCUGUCCCAUUUUGUAAUUAACAUUCGGGCUCUGUAUUACAGUUAUAGUUUUUGUGAUUGGGAACAUACAUUUUGAGGGGUUCCAACGUGUGUAACAAUUAAUGUUGUUGGCCAAAGGCUGUGGAGUUGAGAUGUUUGAUGUCAUUUUAUGUUAAUCAAAAAUUAGGAGGGUCGUUUCCUUAGGGCUCUGCCCUUUUUACCAUGUGGGCACACACACUCAGACUCCUCGUGUCUCUCUCCAUGAUGCUGAAUACAGUUUUAUCUCGAGCCGAAUCUUAGAGGCAAUGUGCCAUACCUCUAUUUUCUGUGUAUGUAUUCAGAAAAUACAAACAUAUAGCCACAUUGUAGUAGGAUGUAAGACAAAUUCAUGUGUAAAAAUCCACCAUAUCUCUCUAAUACAGUAUUUAUGGUGUUAGUUUAAAGUUGUUGUUUGUUUUUUUAAAUGGAAAAAAAAAACAUUUUCAACUUCUAAGCUUAGGCAUUUCUUAAACUGUGGUGUUAUGUUUUUCUAGGACUAAUGAGGUACUUUGUAAGGCUUUCUCUUUUAAAUCGUGUUGUAUAGAAAACAAUACAAAAAAGUACUCAAGGUGCCAGCUUAGACUAAUAAAGGAGAUUGCACGUUCACUCCCCACCCAUUUAUGUCAGCAAAUUUUAAGCCUGUUUCUAUAAUUGUACAGCAGACUAAAAGCGCUUCACAGUCCAACGGUUUUUGUAUAUUCGAGAAAGACACGAAUGCAUCGUUGAUAAAUCUUGUGGCAAAUUUAAAUGUGUAGUGUUCUUUUACUUGUUACUGAGGAUAACAACGUUCAAUACUGUGGCGUAUAAAGCAAAUCUGCCUGAAAACUCUCCUCUGGAUACAUUGGUGAUCACAGUGAGUGCAACUGAUGUAGCUUAUGGUUAAGUUACUUAUGGUCUUAACCAUGUUUCAAAUCACAAUAGCAACGUGUUUUCUUUACACCCUAAAACUGGAGAGGUGAGAGUGGCUGGAGCUAUUGAUCAUGAAAAAUCUUCAUUAUAUGAAAUGCAGAUAAGCGUAAAAGAUGGUGUGGUAUAAGCAACGUUAAUAAUUGAGAUUACAGAUAUGAAUGACAAGGCACCGGUUAUAUAUCUGAAAUCACUGUCUGACUCCAUACUGCUGAUGCAUUUGAAGAUUAUGAUGAUUCUCUUGAGGUAGGAACACAUUUUAUUUUACUAAACCUGUUAUCAACGUCCUCACUUAACCAUUCUGCAGUUUUGCUUUUUGCUUUUUUCAGUAUCAUUGUUCUUUUCUGCGAUUGUGAUUAAAUAGAUGUUUCAAGGAUUUUCUUAAUUCACGAUGAUGCCUAAAGGAAUUUAGAUUUCAGCUUCAUGUCAUAAUGUUAUUUUGUGAUCUUAUCUCACUUUAAAGGUAUCUGCUCACAUGAUUGCCCUUCAUGCUAUAGUAAAGUAAAACCAUUUAGAUUACUUUCCUUUUACUCUGUCCUUGGUGCUGAUCUCCGUUUGAUACUUGAUGCAUUUACUGGGCUAAUUUACCUCUCUCUCUUAUUUUGUUGUCAUUUUUCCCCUUUUUGAGUUUCAUGUUGGUGAAUUUGCUUUGAUAUUGCAUGUUCUAAAUGAUUUAGUUUUUCUAUGUUUUAAUGUCUUGAUUCAAAUAAGUAAUUCCUCUAUGUGAUAUAAUUGUAUGAGCCUCUUUAGAAUUGUUCGUCAGAUUUAGCUUAUUACUGUUUAUCGAUAUUGGGACAGUUUUAGAGGCCUGUGAACAUGUAAAGUGAACCACUUUGUCCGUUCAGCUUGAGCAUUGCUUUCUUUAUCUGCAGUGGUUUUGAUUGAUGUUGAAAAAUGCGUUUUCCCCUAAAUUAUUAUGGUACUCACUUGUUGACAUAUAUGGUAUAUCCUUCUUCAGGUUCUCACAUGAUUUCAUAGUUUUGUAUUCUUCUCCUUGGUAGAUACCAUUCUCUUUUGUUGUACAUGUACAAAGCUAAUUACAAACCUCAGUUGUAGUCACAAUCAGAGGUGAUUUUAAAUAGUUAUUAUACUCGAGGAAUGAGUUUCUAAAACACAAGAUGUUAUUUAUAACGAUCUGAUGUCUUUUGGUACGAUUGUAAGGUCCUUUUGUUAUGUAGAAAUUGAACUUGUUUUGCCAGUGAUGAUGAAGUAAACGAAAGUGCUCGAGAGAGGGAAAACUGUUAAAAUCAUCGCUCCAUUUAAAUGCCAUACAUUGCAAUCACGUUUUUGACAAAGCACCAUGUAGACAUAGUUACAUUUUUUCGUCAAACUCAGAUAGUGUCUUAUUUGAUGCAUUUUACUGUUCCAACAUAUUAAAUGAAAGGGCAGCAUUGUUUUAUUGGGCUUUGUAGCAGCUGUUGGUCAGCCUUUCUUAAAGUAUGCCAACCUUCAAAGUUAAAUCAGUCAACAAUAGCACCAUGUUUAAAUCUCUAUCUGGAAAAACGUCUUCUGUUACUGAUGUUUACACCACCACCAACAACAAUCAAAAUAAUAUUGUGUUGCUCAUCAGGGUAGAUUCAAGCAUUCAUACAAAGACCUUUGGGAGGGAAAUAUGUGUUGGAUGUUUUUGUCUUAUCCAAGUUGUCAAUAUUCUUUUGAGACAAUCAAUAGAUCUGUGUGUCAGUGUAAUGAAUUAUCAUUGAGUACAAAUCUAUUGGUGAUGUGGUUGAAAGCACACAGCACUUCAGUCUACAGUCUGUAACAGAUGGCUCAGUAGGUUUAAUCUCAUUGAUUAAAAUGCUUAAAUAUUUUUUCCUCACAUGCUUUCAAUCUGUACAGUUACAAGGUAAAGUGUUUGUAUAUGAUUAGACCACAGAAGGUAUACCAGAAGAUAUUUAACCACAUUGUCCUCUAUUUUACUUGAUCCUAUCUUAGCCCAGUAAGGUGGAAAUGGAACGAAAGUGCAGCAAGGGAGAAAAAAAAAAAUAUGACCACUGUUUCAUGAAUGAGGUACAGACAAAACAUGUUUGGAACAUCAGUUUAGCUUUUCAGGACACAGUACAGAUUUGAGAUUAAAGGAAACAUUCGCAGAAAUCUAAAAUGAAAGUGUUCCCCGCUAAGUUUCUGUGCUGUGUCUACAGUUUGACAUACCAAACAUUUUUUGAAAACAUAGGGUUCUUUCAGAGAAACACUUUGAAUGUUUUCAAGUUGAGUUUUCAAGUUGAACUUUUGUGUUGCUGUUUUUUUUUACAUCACAAGGGGGACAAAGCCGUCUUGUAUAAGUGUAAGGUAAUCCUAAAAUUGUAAAGCUAUUAUUAUUAUUAUCAUUAUCAUCAUUAUUAUUGUUAUUGUGGUUGUUGUCGCCCUUUUGAUUAACAAGGUUCUCUGAAGGGCUCUAUGUGUAAACCAGCCAAAAUCAUAAAUCGCCUUGUUAUGCCUAACCAAAUACUCAUGGUGUCAGUGUGUACCAGCAAACGAGAAGGCACGGUCAUUCUCCACCCUUCUGUCUCAACCAAUUUAAAGCCUGACUCUGCUGUUGUACCGCAGUUGACAAAAAUGGUUGGUUAUAUUAUCGCAGUGUGAAGAUUUUGUAUAUUGCGGGAAGUCACGGAUUUGAUAUAGUUUGCUAUACUUAGUAGUGGUCUUUCUCGCAGUAACAAUGGGAUACAGCAGAUUUGCGCUGCUCUGCGGCCUUGCUUGUAUUUUUCUUGCCCUCCACUCCGUCUCUGGAGACGUGAGCUACUCUAUCCCGGAGGAGAUGAAACGUGGAUCUGUAAUUGGAAAUAUCGCUAAGGAUCUGGGACUUGAUUUGGGCAGAUUGUCCGCUCGCAAGGCCCGUAUCGAUACUGAGGACAACAACGUCCAGUACUCCGGUGUUAACCUCAAUACCGGAGACUUGAUUGUACAAGAGAGGAUUGACAGAGAAGGGCUUUGUGCGAAAAAGGCAUCAUGUGUUCUAAAACAGGAACUCGUACUGGAAAACCCUUUAGAGCUGCACCGUAUUAGUAUCCGCGUUCAAGAUAUCAAUGACAAUUCACCGCAGUUUAAAGAGGAGUCACUUAAAUUUGAAAUUCGGGAAUCGGCUGUAAAAGGUGCACGGUUUCUGCUGGAUGAGGCACACGAUGGAGACAUCGGAGAAAAUGCUGUUCAGGGCUACUCACUUGAGCAGAAUGAUCAUUUCAAAUUAAAUGUAAACACGAAAUCUGGCGGACGGAAAUACGGUGAAUUAAUCUUAGACAAAGAGUUAGACAGAGAGGAGAAAAGGGAGAUCAUGUUAUUGCUUACCGCAGUCGAUGGUGGCUCUCCUCAGAGAUCAGGCACUGUAGUCAUACACGUCACUGUCCUGGAUGCUAAUGAUAAUGUACCAGUGUUUAGCCAGACCGUCUAUAAAGCAAGUCUGCCUGAAAACGCUCCGCUGGAUACAGUGGUGAUCACAGUGAGUGCAACUGAUGCAGACGAAGGUUUAAAUAGCGAAAUUACCUAUGGAUUUGAUCAUGUUUCCGAUGAAAACCAAGUUUUCUCUCUAAACGUUAAAACAGGAGAAGUUAAAGUGGCUGGGUCUAUUGAUUAUGAAAAAGAAUCGGCAUAUGAAAUGCAGAUCAGCGCCAAAGACGGUCUGGGAUUGGCGUCAUAUGCAACGUUAAUAAUUGAGAUUACUGAUAUGAAUGACAACGCACCAGUCAUAUAUCUGAAAUCACUGUCUAACCCCAUACCUGAGAACGUGCCACCUGGUACAGAGGUGGGCAUCAUUAACGUGCAGGACAGAGACUCUGAGAGUAACAGACAGGUCCGCUGCUCCAUUCAGCAAGGCGCCCCCUUUAAGUUGGUUCCUUCAAUUAAAAACUAUUAUUCUCUGGUGACCACAGGACACCUGGACCGUGAACUAGUGUCUAUUUACAACAUUACAAUCACUGCCGCUGACGAGGGCUCUCCACCUCUGUCCUCCUCUAAAACUGUUGAGUUGUCUGUAGCAGACAUCAACGACAACCCACCGGUGUUUGAGGAGCAGUCCUACAGCGCAUAUGUGGCUGAAAAUAACAAACCUGGCUCCACUUUAUGUUCCGUUACUGCUCGAGACCCCGACUGGAGACAAAACGGCACCGUGAUUUAUUCUCUGUUAGUCGGUGAGGUGAACGGUGCCCCGGUGUCCUCCUAUCUGUCUGUUAACGGAGACACGGGGGUGAUCCACGCUGUGAGGUCGUUUGACUAUGAACAGUUGAGGAGUUUCAAAGUCCACGUGAUAGCGAGAGACAACGGUUCUCCUCCGCUCAGCAGCAACGUGACCGUCAGUGUCUUCAUAUCGGACGUGAACGACAACUCUCCUCAGAUACUGUACCCCGCCCCGGAGGGCAACUCCUUCAUGACCGAGCUGGUCCCCAAAGCUGCACACGGAGGCUCUCUGGUGUCCAAAGUGAUAGCGGUGGACGCGGACUCCGGACAGAACGCCUGGCUGUCCUAUCACAUAGUCAAAUCCACUGAUCCAGGACUUUUCACUAUCGGUGUCCACAGCGGAGAGAUCAGGACACAGCGGGACAUUUCUGAGUCUGACAGCAUGAAACAGAACCUUAUUGUGGCAGUGAAAGAUAACGGGCAGCCCUCUCUCUCUGCCACCUGUUCCAUGUAUUUACUUAUUUCUGAUAACUUGGCUGAGGUGCCAGAACUGAAGGAUAUUUCUUACGAUGAGAAGAACUCCAAGCUAACCUCAUACCUGAUCAUCGCGCUGGUGUCUGUGUCCACCUUUUUUCUGACCUUCAUUAUCAUCAUCCUCGGUGUGAGGUUUUGUCGCAGGAGAAAGCCCAGACUGUUGUUUGAUGGAGCAGUCGCCAUCCCCAGCGCGUAUCUCCCUCCUAAUUACGCAGACGUUGACGGAACAGGAACUUUACGCAGCACUUACAAUUAUGACGCCUACCUGACAACGGGUUCUAGAACCAGUGACUUCAAGUUCGUGACAUCUUACAAUGACAACACACUGCCUGCUGACCAGACUCUGAGGAAAAGUCCAACUGACUUUGCUGCAGCGUUUGGAGAUUGUGAUGACUCUCCAAAGGUAGGAACAGUUGUCACAUCUCGUUUACCUUUUUACACCUUAAUGAUCCCGCCAAUACCCUUAUAGUUGUACCCUUAAGGGUACUAUAUAAUUUGUAUUUGCCUUUCUUGUCUUUUUUCUUACUACGAUUUUUGACAAUUUAACAUGCGUGUGAGUUAAGUCAUUUCACGUUAAACGACACUACAAGCUUAGUUUCCCUUGUUUCUAAAUUCUCACUGAGCAUGAAAUUGCAUGAUGAGUUUAUUGUGGAGUUCUUCCACUCUUUUAUGUCGAUAUUUAAAAUUCUGUUGUCAUUCAAGUAGAGGCUGUUGAUCUUUUUCUUCGUAUCCUUUCCCCAAAACUGGUCUAUAUGUUAACACAGCAUCUGAGUCUCUGCCUGUGUAUUUUGGGUAGAGUUGCAGCUUUCUCUUUGUGUCUCUGUCCUUGGUGCUGAACCUCGCUGUUGCUCUUGAUGUAUUUUCAGCAGCAACAUACCUCUGUGUUGUAUUUUUCACAUUUUCAGCAUUUUAGAUUAAUUUCACUUAUGAAUUUGAGACAUUUCUGUCCCAUUUUGUAAUUAACAUUCGGGCUCUGUAUUACAGUUAUAGUUUUUGUGAUUGGGAACAUACAUUUUGAGGGGUUCCAACGUGUGUAACAAUUAAUGUUGUUGGCCAAAGGCUGUGGAGUUGAGAUGUUUGAUGUCAUUUUAUGUUAAUCAAAAAUUAGGAGGGUCGUUUCCUUAGGGCUCUGCCCUUUUUACCAUGUGGGCACACACACUCAGACUCCUCGUGUCUCUCUCCAUGAUGCUGAAUACAGUUUUAUCUCGAGCCGAAUCUUAGAGGCAAUGUGCCAUACCUCUAUUUUCUGUGUAUGUAUUCAGAAAAUACAAACAUAUAGCCACAUUGUAGUAGGAUGUAAGACAAAUUCAUGUGUAAAAGUCCACCAUAUCUCUCUAAUACAGUAUUUAUGGUGUUAGUUUAAAGUUGUUGUUUGUUUUUUUAAAUGGAAAAAAAAAACAUUUUCAACUUCUAAGCUUAGGCAUUUCUUAAACUGUGGUGUUAUGUUUUUCUAGGACUAAUGAGGUACUUUGUAAGGCUUUCUCUUUUAAAUCGUGUUGUAUAGAAAAUAAUACAAAAAAGUACUCAAGGUGCCAGCUUAGACUAAUAAAGGAGAUUGCAGUUCACUCCCCACCCAUUUAUGUCAGCAAAUUUUAAGCCUGUUUCUAUAAUUGUACAGCAGACUAAAAGCGCUUCACAGUCCAACGGUUUUUGUAUAUUCGAGAAAGACACGAAUGCAUCGUUGAUAAAUCUUGUGGCAAAUUUAAAUGUGUAGUGUUCUUUUACUUGUUACUGAGGAUAACAACGUUCAAUACUGUGGCGUAUAAAGCAAAUCUGCCUGAAAACUCUCCUCUGGAUACAUUGGUGAUCACAGUGAGUGCAACUGAUGUAGCUUAUGGUUAAGUUACUUAUGGUCUUAACCAUGUUUCAAAUCACAAUAGCAACGUGUUUUCUUUACACCCUAAAACUGGAGAGGUGAGAGUGGCUGGAGCUAUUGAUCAUGAAAAAUCUUCAUUAUAUGAAAUGCAGAUAAGCGUAAAAGAUGGUGUGGUAUAAGCAACGUUAAUAAUUGAGAUUACAGAUAUAAAUGACAAGGCACCGGUUAUAUAUCUGAAAUCACUGUCUGACUCCAUACUGCUGAUGCAUUUGAAGAUUAUGAUGAUUCUCUUGAGGUAGGAACACAUUUUAUUUUACUAAACCUGUUAUCAACGUCCUCACUUAACCAUUCUGCAGUUUUGCUUUUUGCUUUUUUCAGUAUCAUUGUUCUUUUCUGCGAUUGUGAUUAAAUAGAUGUUUCAAGGAUUUUCUUAAUUCACGAUGAUGCCUAAAGGAAUUUAGAUUUCAGCUUCAUGUCAUAAUGUUAUUUUGUGAUCUUAUCUCACUUUAAAGGUAUCUGCUCACAUGAUUGCCCUUCAUGCUAUAGUAAAGUAAAACCAUUUAGAUUACUUUCCUUUUACUCUGUCCUUGGUGCUGAUCUCCGUUUGAUACUUGAUGCAUUUACUGGGCUAAUUUACCUCUCUCUCUUAUUUUGUUGUCAUU
Molecule: messenger RNA, 8566 nt
Organism: Siniperca chuatsi (mandarin fish)
Lineage: Eukaryota; Metazoa; Chordata; Actinopteri; Centrarchiformes; Sinipercidae
Product: protocadherin gamma-A11-like
Exons: 1
Coding region: 4104-6557 (817 amino acids)
Biological process (GO): homophilic cell-cell adhesion
Cellular component (GO): plasma membrane
Molecular function (GO): calcium ion binding
Source: RefSeq, a predicted model, not a curated record